AUGUCUCAUAAAUUAAAUAGCAUAAGUACAAAAGUGUCUAGUUAAGAUAAUGUGAAAAUUAUUAGAAUAUAAUCUAAUAAAAAUCGUAAAUCUUAUAAUAAUCUUAUCAAUAAAAAUAAAAUUGAUCCUGAAAUAUUGAAUAAUUAGAAUAAUCAAUUAAAAUCUUAAAUCAACUCAUUGUCUGAUGAAGUCUAAGUUUAGAAAUUAAAAUAUCAAUAACUUUAAGUAUUGAUUGGUUUAAGAAUAGAGAGACUCUACCCAAAAUAUUAUGUUUGAUAAUAGCAAAACAUUUUUAAUUACUCUAAGACAAUAAUUGAAAAAAUCAGAAUUAGAUUUAAGUGAUAAAAUUAAAUAGAUAGAAGAAUACAAGAAAAUGAUUAAUAUUACUAAAUAUUAUGAAUUGCAAGUAUAAUUAAUAUAUUAUAAUUAUUAGAUUGAAUUAUUUAAUUAUUAAUAAUAAGCCCUCCUUUAUUAAUAGGAUAUAAAUGAUUUAAAAGAGCAAUUAAAAGAAUAUUAAAACUAUAAAAUAGAAGAUUUAUAUUAAAAGUAAGAAAAGAUAAUUAAGAAUAUAUCAAAAAAAAAUCAUGAUCUUAAAUUAGAAAAUAUAAAUAUGAAAACUGAGAGACAUUUUUUAACAAGUUAAAUUGAAUCAUUAAAAAUUUAAUUGAUUAUUAAAGAUAAAGAAAUUAAAAGAUUAAUCUCUUUUUAAAAGAAAUUAGAGGACAACUAAUUAUAUUAGAAUGCAGUAACUAAAUCAAGAUAAUAAAUUUUUAGAGAAUCUCUUGAAAAUACUCAAUUAUAGGAAUAAUUAAAAUAUUUAGAAUUUCGCUAUUCUUCUGAUAUCAAAGAUAAAGAUUAAGAAAUUAAUGAUUUAAAAAUUUAAUUAUUAGAAUUAGGGGGGGUUAAAAUAAUAAUUAUAAAAAUUCCAAUAAAUUUCUUAGGAAUAAAAAAUAAAUUUACUUGAAAUUCAAAAAGUAGAAUCAAGAUAAGAUUCAAAUAGAAAAUUAAAAAUAUCACUUAAUAAUUCAGGAAUAUCUUAAUAAUAAUAAAAUUAUUCAGUAUUAAGAUAAUCUAGUUAAUAAUAUAAAUAGAGUUUACAAAUUGAUUAAUCAAAAAAUACUGAAUUUACUAAAUAAUAUAAUGAAAUUGAUGAAAGUGAAAAAUAAUUAUAAUAAAGCAAUAAAUAAUUAAAAAAAAUUAUAAGAGUUAAUUAAUAUGAUGUUAUAAAUUUUGGUUUAGAAAUUAAAUUUAAAUUAUUAAGUAAAUAAGUAUCAAUAUAAGAUGUUGAAAUGUUAUUUGAAAAGUAUGAAUAAUAAAUUAAAAUUCAUGAAUUAUUAGAUUUGUUUUUAUAAGAACCAUUUAAAAUUUAGAGUUAUGAAUAAAGAAAACUUAAUGCAAGAUAUUUAGUUGAGGAUAACAAUUAAGAUUAUAUUGUGUAUGAUGCUUUAAGAAGUAAUGAUAAUAAAAUUGUUAUGAGUGUUUUCAAACAAUUAAUUGGGAAAUAUGAAUUAUUUACAAAAAAAGAAAUUAAUUCUAUAGAAAAUUAAUUGAAACAUAUUUUUGAGAAAUACUAAUUUUAAUUUAAUGAUGCUAUUUAAUAAAUUAUAAUAAAAAAAAACAUUUAAAACCUGGUUAAUGUGAAAAAGCAGAUUAUGAAUAGGCUAUCAAAUUUUCAGAAAUAAAUUUCACUCCUAGAUAAUUGGAAUAUAUUUAUUUUAUUAAUUAUACAUUUUUCCAGGAUUUAUCAAUAAUAUACUAUCAAAAUGUGA
Molecule: messenger RNA, 1769 nt
Organism: Paramecium primaurelia
Lineage: Eukaryota; Ciliophora; Oligohymenophorea; Peniculida; Parameciidae
Source: the annotation of a GenBank genome assembly